Trichosurus vulpecula (common brushtail) is the source of this 1359-nucleotide messenger RNA. It is a transcript of the gene TUBB1, whose product is annotated as tubulin beta 1 class VI. Gene Ontology annotation, cellular component: cytoplasm; microtubule. The coding region runs from base 7 to 1359 and encodes 450 amino acids. The record is from RefSeq and is a predicted model, not a curated record. The transcript has 4 exons. Lineage: Eukaryota; Metazoa; Chordata; Mammalia; Diprotodontia; Phalangeridae. Gene Ontology annotation, molecular function: structural constituent of cytoskeleton; GTP binding; GTPase activity. Gene Ontology annotation, biological process: mitotic cell cycle; microtubule cytoskeleton organization.
AAAAAAAUGCGUGAAAUUGUACAUAUUCAGAUUGGCCAGUGUGGGAACCAGAUCGGAUCCAAGUUCUGGGAAGUGAUUGGGGAUGAACAUGGGAUUGAUGCCACUGGGAGCUACCAUGGAGACUCAGCUCUGCAGCUUGAGAGAAUCAAUGUUUACUACAAUGAAGCCUAUGCUAAAAAGUACGUGCCCCGAGCUGUCUUAGUGGAUCUGGAACCUGGUACCAUGGAUAGCAUCCGGUCUAGCCGAUUAGGAACCCUCUUUCAACCGGACAGUUUUGUUCAUGGUAAUUCAGGAGCUGGCAACAACUGGGCAAAGGGCCAUUACACGGAGGGAGCUGAAUUAAUCGAACACGUGAUGGACGUGGUCAGGAAUGAGAGCGAGAGCUGUGACUGCCUCCAGGGUUUCCAGAUAGUCCAUUCACUGGGGGGAGGGACUGGAUCCGGUAUGGGUACUCUCCUUAUGAAUAAGAUCAGAGAAGAAUAUCCAGACCGGAUUAUGAAUUCCUUUAGCAUAAUGCCUUCCCCUAAAGUGUCUGACACAGUCGUAGAGCCCUAUAAUGCUGUGCUUUCCAUCCACCAGCUCAUUGAGAACACCGAUGCAUGCUUCUGUAUCGAUAAUGAAGCCCUCUAUGAUAUAUGCUUCAGAACCUUAAAGUUGACAACUCCCACCUACGGUGAUCUCAACCACUUGGUGUCCUUGACAAUGAGUGGGAUCACCACCUCCCUCCGCUUUCCUGGUCAACUUAAUGCUGACCUGAGAAAAUUGGCGGUGAACAUGGUUCCUUUCCCCCGGCUCCACUUUUUUAUGCCUGGCUUUGCCCCACUGACAGCCCGUGGCAGUCAGCAGUACAGAGCUCUCUCAGUCUCUGAGCUCACCCAGCAGAUGUUUGAUGCCCGCAACAUGAUGGCUGCCUGUGACCCUCGCCAUGGCCGUUACUUAACCGUAGCCUGUAUUUUUCGAGGCAAGAUGUCCACCAAGGAAGUGGAUGAGCAGUUGCUCAUGGUACAGACCAGAAAUAGUGGUUAUUUUGUGGAGUGGAUUCCCAACAAUGUCAAAGUCGCUGUGUGUGACAUCCCACCACGCGGGCUGAACAUGGCCGCCACCUUUAUAGGGAAUAACACCGCAAUUCAGGAGCUAUUUAUCAGGGUUUCUGAGCAGUUCUCAGCUAUGUUCAAAAGGAAGGCCUUUGUCCACUGGUACACUGGUGAAGGGAUGGACAUAAGUGAAUUUGGAGAAGCAGAAGGUAACAUCCAUGACUUGGUAUCAGAGUAUCAACAAUACCAAGAUGCCAGAGCAAUCCUGGAGAAGCAUGAGGAGGCAGAGGAAGUUGAGAUAGAACCAGAAGAAAAAGAACAGUAA